AUUUUCCCAAGAAGACACAUAGAAAAGUGUUGUAGUCGUUCUGGCCUCGCUGUUUCUGUCUUUGACCGAACUGAACCCAAAGAAGAGGAAGAAACCUUAGCAGCUUUCGGCGCUCUUUUUUCUUUAAUCUCUAUGUUUCCUUCCCUUCUUCUUCGUCUUCUUCGCUUCACCUUUUUUUCAUAUCAUAUUCAUCCCUGUCUCUCUAUGACACACUAGUACUUCUUCUUUUCUGUACCCAUUAUUACCCACACACCCCAAGUACUAAUACUAUAUUAUAUUCCACUAUUUUAUUAUUAUCACUACUAUUAUUGUUUUUAUUACCUUAAACUAAACAAAAACUAGUUUUUCUUUAUUGUUGGUGUGGUUGUUUUGUUUUUAUAUACUAGAGUCAUGUAUCUUCUGGUUUCUACACUAUGUGCAAUGAACAAACCAACUGAAGUUGUUGCCUUUUAGCUUCAAUCUCUCAACUCCACCAACGCAUCAUCCAAAUCUAGCGGCAUAUCUCAGCCUGCACUUUCACAACUCUGCCAAAGAGAAAAAGGAAAAAGUAAAAGUUAAAGAAAGAGAAACCCUUUACUUGUUUUCAGGUAUGUCACUGCCUAGCUGACCAAUGAUAACGUUAAUAGAAGCAAGAAAGGAAAAAUGAGUGUGAAAUCAAGCCGGUUAAUGCAUGUACUCAUUAGAGACGGACGUUGAAACUCAGUGAUUUCUGGUGGAGCUUGACUAGUCGUCUUCUAUGCUGUCUUGUGUAACAGAAAAUAUGGGCUUACUCUGUAGCAGAAACCGGCGUUAUAAUGAUGCUGAUGCUGAAGAAAACGCACAGACUGCAGAGAUUGAAAGAAGAAUAGAAUUGGAAACAAAGGCUGAAAAGCACAUUCAGAAACUUCUACUACUUGGAGCUGGAGAGUCAGGGAAGUCCACAAUAUUUAAGCAGAUAAAACUUUUGUUUCAAACUGGCUUUGACGAGGCAGAACUAAAAAGCUACUUACCAGUCAUCCAUGCUAAUGUGUAUCAGACAAUAAAAUUAUUGCAUGAUGGAUCAAAGGAAUUUUCCCAGAAUGAUACUGAUUUUUCCAAGUAUGUUUUAUCCGAUGAAAAUAAGGAAAUUGGGGAAAAGUUAUCAGAUAUUGGAGGAAGGCUUGAUUACCCAUAUCUCACCAAGGAACUUGCACAGGAAAUUGAAAAUCUGUGGAAGGAUCCUGCAAUUCAGGAAACAUAUGCCCGUGGUAGUGAGCUUCAAAUUCCAGAUUGUACUGAUUAUUUCAUGGAAAAUUUGCAAAGGUUGUCUGAUGCAAAUUAUGUUCCAACAAAGGAGGAUGUUUUGUAUGCUAGAGUGCGUACCACUGGGGUUGUAGAGAUCCAGUUCAGCCCUGUUGGGGAAAAUAAGAAAAGCGGUGAAGUCUAUAGACUCUUUGAUGUUGGUGGCCAGAGAAAUGAGAGGAGAAAGUGGAUCCAUUUGUUUGAAGGAGUUUCAGCUGUAAUAUUCUGUGCUGCAAUUAGCGAGUAUGAUCAAACACUUUUUGAGGAUGAAAACAGAAACAGAAUGAUGGAGACUAAGGAACUUUUUGAGUGGGUCCUGAAGCAACCAUGUUUUGAGAAAACAUCCUUCAUGUUAUUCUUAAACAAGUUUGACAUAUUUGAGAAGAAGAUCUUGAAAGUCCCUCUUAGUGUAUGUGAAUGGUUCAAAGAUUACCAAUCUGUCUCAACAGGGAAACAAGAGAUCGAGCAUGCAUACGAGUUUGUAAAGAAAAAAUUUGAGGAAUCAUAUUUCCAGAACACUGCUCCUGAUCGUGUAGAUCGUGUGUUCAAGAUCUACCGGACCACUGCCCUUGAUCAGAAGGUUGUGAAGAAGACUUUCAAGCUUGUUGAUGAGACUUUGAGGCGGAGAAAUCUCUUUGAGGCUGGCUUGUUAUGAACAGUGAACCAUAUAUGUCACCAAAAGGGAUAACAAACACAAUAUUUUAACAUUGAAGAGUUGAUCAGAUUUUGGGUAUACUAGGGGUCAGGUAUACUAAAUAUUAAAAUCGAUUUGUUGAUUUGUAUUUUCAAGUUAAUCUUGUUGAAUGAAUGAAUGAGUGAGUGGAGAAAAAGGGCCUUGUAGUUGAUCUCCACAUCCUUCUUCAAAGGGCAAAAUUUGUUACUCAAGUUUCAAGAUUUGAUGAUACCAUGAUUUGUGAUCAUGUUUUUACAGAUUGAAAGAUAUAUUUCAUAUUUCUGUCAGGGAUCAUACUUUGCCUCCUA
Molecule: messenger RNA, 2241 nt
Organism: Vigna angularis (adzuki bean)
Lineage: Eukaryota; Viridiplantae; Streptophyta; Magnoliopsida; Fabales; Fabaceae
Product: guanine nucleotide-binding protein alpha-2 subunit
Exons: 15
Coding region: 737-1915 (392 amino acids)
Biological process (GO): adenylate cyclase-modulating G protein-coupled receptor signaling pathway
Cellular component (GO): heterotrimeric G-protein complex
Molecular function (GO): GTPase activity; G protein-coupled receptor binding; guanyl nucleotide binding
Source: RefSeq, a predicted model, not a curated record